AAGGGCCCAUAAGGCUUCGUGGGCUUCAUCGUUCCUUUUAACGUGCGCGUGGUAUCCUAUCGUACACAGCGAAGAAGCGGGGGAAAAGAGGAAUCUAAAUCGGGAGUUGGGCGCAUUUUAGCCGUCCUUCAAAUCCUUUGCUCCGAUUACAUCGGUUUCGUCUCUGUUUCCUUUGAUCCGGUACUGUAGAAUCCGAUGGCUGCUCCACCUGCUAGGGCCAGAGCUGAUUACGACUAUCUCAUCAAGCUUCUUCUGAUCGGAGAUAGCGGUGUGGGUAAGAGUUGUCUGCUUCUACGUUUCUCUGAUGGCUCCUUCACCACUAGCUUCAUCACCACCAUUGGCAUUGACUUUAAGAUCAGAACCAUUGAGCUUGAUGGCAAACGUAUCAAGCUCCAGAUUUGGGACACUGCUGGUCAAGAACGUUUCCGCACCAUCACCACCGCUUAUUACCGUGGGGCGAUGGGCAUUUUGUUGGUCUAUGAUGUCACUGACGAGUCCUCCUUCAACAACAUUAGGAACUGGAUUCGUAAUAUUGAACAGCAUGCGUCAGAUAAUGUUAACAAGAUCUUGGUUGGGAACAAGGCUGACAUGGACGAAAGCAAGAGGGCGGUUCCUACAGCAAAGGGUCAGGCUCUUGCUGAUGAGUACGGAAUUAAGUUCUUUGAAACUAGUGCUAAGACAAACCUAAACGUGGAAGAAGUUUUCUUCUCCAUCGGGAGGGACAUAAAGCAGAGGCUUUCUGACACUGACUCCAGGGCUGAGCCUGCGACGAUCAGGAUAAGCCAAACUGACCAGGCAGCUGGAGCUGCGCAGGCCACACAGAAGUCUGCAUGCUGUGGAAGUUAAAGACAAAUUAUAUAAACUGAAGUUUUCAAGUAAAAAACAAAAACUAAAAUGUCGCUGGGUGCGUGCUUCUGUAAUUUUUUUUAUGUUUUAUCCUCAAACAUGUCUGAUUCGUUCUAAAUUGCCUUUUCCUAUUGCUUUGCUCUUUUUA
Molecule: messenger RNA, 994 nt
Organism: Brassica napus (rape)
Lineage: Eukaryota; Viridiplantae; Streptophyta; Magnoliopsida; Brassicales; Brassicaceae
Product: ras-related protein RABE1c-like
Exons: 9
Coding region: 196-846 (216 amino acids)
Biological process (GO): regulation of exocytosis; protein secretion
Cellular component (GO): plasma membrane
Molecular function (GO): GTPase activity; GTP binding
Source: RefSeq, a predicted model, not a curated record